Exophiala dermatitidis NIH/UT8656 is the source of this 1317-nucleotide messenger RNA. RefSeq lists its product as uncharacterized. Gene Ontology annotation, cellular component: membrane; G protein-coupled receptor homodimeric complex. The transcript has 2 exons. Gene Ontology annotation, biological process: G protein-coupled receptor signaling pathway. The record is from RefSeq and is a predicted model, not a curated record. Gene Ontology annotation, molecular function: mating-type factor pheromone receptor activity; pheromone binding. NCBI's taxonomy places the organism in Eukaryota, Fungi, Ascomycota, Eurotiomycetes, Chaetothyriales, Herpotrichiellaceae. The coding region runs from base 1 to 1317 and encodes 438 amino acids.
AUGGCCGUACGUACGAUGCCCGCGGUGACUCUGACGGAAGCAACCAGCUUUCCCACCGCUGGCAUUGGCGGCUCUUACUACGACACGGCCUUUGGCGUCCCUACCUACGGCAGUGCUGUCUUCAAUCAGACUACCUGGCGUCUUCUUGACAAUUGGGAUCAUGGCAAUGUCAACUACGCUUCAAGCGAGGGAUUGGCAGCUGGUCUCGCAUGGGCAACCUUGAUCUACCUUCUCGCUCUCACUCCGAGCCACAAGAGAACCACCCCUUUCCACUGCUUUCUCCUCACUGGCUUGGUCUUUAUGCUUCUGCAUCUCAUGAUCAAUGUCAUUGCCGCUCUCACUCCUGGUCUGAAGACUACGACUGCCUACAUCUACAUCACCCUCGACAUCGCCUCCAGCGCCUGGCCUCGCAAGUACGUUGUAGUCACCGCCAUGAGCGCUGUUGCAUCCUGGUUUUCAUUCAUCUUCGCUGCUAUCUGUCUCUGGCUUCAGGCAAAGGGUUUGAUGACUGGCAUUCGUGUCCGUUUCAUCACCGUCUACAAGAUGAUCCUUGGAUACCUCAUCCUAACAUCUGUUCUUGCUCUGGCAAGCUGUGUGGCAUUCAACAUCAAGCAGAUCAUGUACAUUGGCAAGACCACUGCAUUGGAAGAGAGCACGGCUGUGCUGCAACUGCGAAACCUCUACCUCAUCACCUAUGCAAUCAGCAUUGGCAGCUUCUCCCUGGUCUCGAUUUUCUCCAUCGUCGACAUCAUCUGGCGUCGUCCUUCCCGAGUCAUCAAAGGACACAAUGUUUUUGCGUCGGCAUUGAACUUGGUCGGCCUGCUCUGUGCCCAGUCCUUCAUGGUUCCAUUCAUCUUCUGCAUCCUGCAGGUCAUCCCCAACAAUAGCGGAAUCAUGCUUCCCGAGAUCAUGCUUCUGCCAUCAGUCUAUGUCAUCCUUCCGCUCGGCUCCCUCUUCAUGACGGUCAACACUCCUGACUCGGAACCCACCUCCGGUGCUCUUCCUCUGAAGUCUGCCCCAAGCCCUGGUCCCUUUGACCGCUCCCCAACCUUGAACGGUGGCACUGUUUCCGGCUCUCGCCCAGGAUCAUAUGUCCCAGACAUGGCAUCUGAGAAGACCUAUACCGAUCGCAAGUCUGUCUGCAGCCAACUCGACCGUGAGCUCAACCUCAUCGAUUCCCUCGACACUCUCGGUAAACAGGAGGCCGACUCCAUGCUCCAUGGCCAGGGCAACAAGAAAGCCAAGACUUCUGACGCACCAAAGCACGCCUAUGGAGAGAAGGACAACAUCCACGUCGGCACUGAGCAGAUGGUCUAA